UCAAAGAUCCUUUUUACUAUCUUGCAUUGCAGGACAAAAUUUAGAUUUAUAUGUGUCGAAGAAAAAACUGACCUUGUUAGAAAAAGCCUAUGCCCCAAACCAAGGGCAAAAUGACUCCCCUGCACAGUUUGUCUGGGCAACCAGACACCUAUGAAGAAUAAAUUGAAGGAUUUACCAUACAUCUUAACGAGUCUUCAGGAACCUUGGGAAAUAUAUAAAGAUGAAUGCCAUGUCCCAUCUAAUACCGACAUUUUGAAGCUAGAAGACAUUUUCUAAAUCAAAUCAAUUCAGGAAAGUUAUUAUUCAAAUCCAAUACAUCAUAAUGCAGAAUUCAUUAUCACUGCCACCAAAAGAUCAAGGAGAGAUUUCCAUGUUGACCCAUCCUGUUGAGAAACAGCUAACUCGGGAGAUGUCGGAGUCUACCAGAAAGACAAAGUGCACAGGUGAAGCACACAUCCCUUCUGUAACAAUACAGAGUGGGAAAAGUGUGCAGAGUAAGAGUCACUUUAGGACCAUUGCACCAAAGAUUGUGCCCAAAGUCUUAAAUUCCAGAAUGCUGCCAUGUCAUUCACCCUCACUCUCUGAUCAAGUGAGUCUUGGACCCUCCGUCAACUCCAAGCCACUGGGGAUGUCCACCCAGAAGUAUGCUCUGAUGCAGAUUGCCGGCCAAGAAGGGACUUUUUCUCUUGUUGCUUUGCCGAAUGUUGCCUCAGCUCAGCCAGCUCAGAAACCCAGAAUGCCCCUGCCUGAAAACCUUAAACUGCCUAUUCCUCGAUAUCAACCCCUAAGAAAUAAAGGAUCAAGAAAGCAACCCAUCCUAAGCCCUCCUGAGAAUACCUGUAACAAACCUCCUGUCCAGACCCAAGCAUGUCUUCAGAUGUCCCUUUCCCCACCUGAGGGCCCUGUUGAACUCCCACAUAAACCCAGUCCCUUUGAGCAAGUGCCAUCACUAGAGCAGGUCCCAGCCAGCAUCAGCAUGGCUCCACUGACCAAUGGCUGUGACCAGGGGGACUUGAGAUCUCCAGUGACCAACAGCCAUAGGGAACUGAACCCUCCUGCCACCCCAACGUUGUCCACACCAGAGGGCCCCUCUGCCAAGCAAGGCCUCAUAGAGAUUUCAGGGAAUGCAAACUUUGCAAGCAAGAAAACAUCCAUUAAACCUUCUGCUGUCACCAGUGACAAACUUAAAGAGCCAGCUGAUCUUGCAAAAGCCAUGCCCAAGUUACCACCAGGUAUUUUGGGCAGUGCAGUCCAGCUGAUCUCUGCAGUCCCCAAAGGGAAAGUGCCAAUCUUACCCUACUCGAGAAUGAAAACAACAGGGGCUCUCAAGGUGGAAUCAAGUGCAGGUUUCUCUUUAUUGGGGCACGGGAUAGAUGGUGAAAUGACAUCCACCAUCACAGAAGGCUUUAAUGAAGCCACCAAAAUGGCCAGCAAGUUACCUGUUUCACAAGUGUCACAGCAGAGUCCCCGUGAAAAUGCCUUUUGUCUAACCACCAAACUAGAUCUAAACCACAAGACAAAACUGAUUGGUGGGGCAGCAAAGAGAAGAGGAAGAAAACGGAAGGCAUCAGAUGAAAUUUUGACACUUCCAGGGAAAAGGAAGAAAAGCAUCAUUAAUAAAUGUAGGGAUGGUAAAGAAAGAGCAAAAAAUGAUUCCCAAGAAUCCAGAGACCAAAAACCAGGGACUGUGAAAAAAUACCGUAGCAUCAUGCCCAAGCCUGUAAUUAUGAUCCCCACUUUGGCUCCCCUGACUGCGCCUGCAGCCACACUACAAUCUCAGGUGUUCGGAAACCUAGGGCAAGAUGUCUUGUCAAACAGUUCACUCAUUCCUAAAUGUCCUGGCCCUAAGCAGGACAAUAGCCCUUCCCCUAAGCCCAGUUCUGUGUUCAGAAAUGGACUCUCUGGCAUUAAGAAGCCUUGGCACAGAUGUCACAUCUGUAACCACCACUUCCAAUUGAAGCAGCACCUUCGAGACCACAUGAACACACACACCAACAGACGGCCGUACAGUUGUCGGCUCUGUCGCAAGGCCUACGUCCGUUCUGGUAGCCUGAGCACACACAUGAAGCUUCACCAUGGGGAGAACCGCCUGAAGAAACUCAUGUGUUGUGAGUUUUGCGCAAAAGUGUUUGGUCACAUCCGAGUCUAUUUGGGCCAUCUGAAAGAAGUGCACAGAGUUGUUAUUAGCACCGAGCCCUCCCCCAGCGAGCCACAGUCAGGAGACAUGCUCAAGAACAGAGAGGCCAGCGUGAGAGGGACAGAAGGGUUGCUGGAGAGGGAAAACAAGUCAAGCCUAGAAGAAGACUUCCUUCUAAACCAGGCAGAUGAAGUCAAAUUACAAUUCAAAUGUGGCCGUUGUCAGAUCACUGCUCAUUCUUUUGCUGAAAUAAAGUUUCAUUUACUUUAUGUUCACGGAGAGGAAAUUCAGGGCAGGCUACAGGAGGGGAUCUUACCAGGCAGCAAGGGAACUCAGGAAGAACUGCUUAAACACGCCAUUCCUGACUGCAGGCAACAUCUGGAAAGAAGAAAGCUAGUGAAGCAUCAUCCCUCUCAGGAGGCUGCACAUGCCUUUCCUAAGUUAAAAAGGGAACUCUACCUUCAUCAUCAGAAUGGUGUGGAAAAACUCACGGAAAGUAAAGGAGCCCAAGCAGGAGCCAUGGAGCCCAGGGAAAGCCCCCCGGGCCCCGAGCAUCCUGGCUUCUAUACUGUGCUCCUGUGGUCCCCUUCCGGCUUCAACUGCCUCCUGUGUACACAGAGUUUGGGAAGGAAAGAGGACCUCCUCCUCCACUGGGAACGCCAGCAUAACUGUGAGGACCCUUCCAGACUGUGGACUAUUCUAAAUACAUUCUCUAACCAGGGAGUGAUUGAACUUCCCUGUAAAACUGAGAAAUGAGACGCCAAGGCAAGCUGGGGUUAGGGAGAGAGCUUUGCUGUCACCUUCUCUCAGAGCUUUGUGCUUUAUGUGGUGCUUAAUUAAAUCAAAAAGUUAGGAUCGACAGUAAUGGAC
Messenger RNA from Otolemur garnettii (small-eared galago), 3007 nucleotides. RefSeq names its product zinc finger protein 438 (gene ZNF438). The record is from RefSeq and is a predicted model, not a curated record. Gene Ontology annotation, biological process: regulation of transcription by RNA polymerase II. Lineage: Eukaryota; Metazoa; Chordata; Mammalia; Primates; Galagidae. Gene Ontology annotation, molecular function: sequence-specific DNA binding; DNA-binding transcription factor activity, RNA polymerase II-specific. Gene Ontology annotation, cellular component: nucleus. The coding region runs from base 323 to 2893 and encodes 856 amino acids. The transcript has 7 exons.